AGUUCCAAAGCAAUAUAUAAGGACUCUGGAACAGCCCUGAGAGCAGACACACUCUCUGCUAGGAAUGAUGUCGUACCUGAAAGUUAUGAUCCUAUGGAACAUACUUUGCUUAUCCCUGGUGGUCCUUUCACUGUCCUUGAUUCCAGAAGUGUCUUCUCAAGAUGUAUCGAGCUGUACAGGGAGAUGUGGGGCAGGGUAUUCUAGAGAGCAUGACUGCCAGUGUGAUUAUAACUGUCACCACUACAUGGAGUGCUGCCCUGACUUCAGGAAAGUCUGCACAGUGGCUGCCUCCUGCAAGGGACGCUGCUUUGAAUCCUUCGAGAGGGGAAGGGAGUGUGACUGCGAUGCCGAGUGUGAGCGAUAUGGCAAAUGCUGCCCGGACUACGCCAAGCACUGUAAAGAGGCACACACAGAAAAGCCAACUCCGGAGACUCCUCCAGAAAACAAAUCAACAUCUAAAAGAUCCUCCACAGAUAAGGAAGAGUCACCAGAGGAAGCUGUGGAAGAUCCUGAAAUCCAAGUGACCACUCCUGCUCCAACUACAGAAACUGCAGAGACGACCCAUGGAGCCACAGAGGCAACAACAAAUGAAGACUCUCCCACAACCCCAAAGAUAGAGGAUACAACCCCUGAGGCCACAAAGGAACCAGUGACAGAAGCUGAACUUCCCACUCCGGAUAUGGCAGAGGAUGUGACCCCUGAUGCCACAGAGGAACCACUGACUGAAGUGGACCCUACAGACUUCCCCCCAACACAAGACCCAACUCCUGAUGCCACCGAGACACCAGAUACCGACACCGAGCCACCCACAAUGCCCGCACCAGAGGAGACAACCCCAGAGGAGCCCACAACCCCUGCACCAGAGGAGACAACUCCGGAGGAGCCCACAACCCCCACACCAGAGGAGACAACCCCUGCACCAGAGGAGACAACCCCAGAGGAGCCCACAACCCCUGCACCAGAGGAGACAACUCCGGAGGAGCCCACAACCCCCACACCAGAGGAGACAACCCCUGCACCAGAGGAGACAACCCCAGAGGAGCCCACAACCCCUGCACCAGAGGAGACAACCCCAGAGGAGCCCACAACCCCUGCACCUGAGGAGACAACUCCAGAGGAGCCCACAACCCCUGCACCAGAGGAGACAACCCCUGCACCUGAGGAGCCCACAACCCUGGCACCAGAGGAGACAACCCCAGAGGAGCCCACAACCCCCACACCAGAGGAGACAACUCCUGCACCUGAAGAGCCCACAACGCCUGCACCAGAGGAGACAACCCCAGAGGAGCCCACAACCCCUGCACCAGAGGAGACAACCCCCACACCUGAGGAGCCCACAACCCCUGCACCAGAGGAGACAACCCCUGCACCAGAGGAGCCCACAACCCCUGCACCAGAGGAGAGAACCCCUGCACCUGAAGAGCCCACAACCCCAGAGGAGCCCACAACCCCUUCAGCAGAGGAGACAACCCCAGAGGAGCCCACAACCCCUGCACCUGAGGAGACAACCCCAGAGGAGCCCACAACCCCUGCACCAGAGGAGACAACCCCUACACCUGAAGAGCCCACAACUCCUGCACCAGAGGAGACAACCCCCACACCGGAGGAGCCCACAACCCCUGCACCAGAGGAGACAACCCCAGAGGAGCCCACAACCCCUGCACCUGAGGAGACAAACCCAGAGGAGCCCACAACCCCUGCACCAGAGGAGACAACCCCUACACCUGAAGAGCCCACAACUCCUGCACCAGAGGAGACAACCCCCACACCGGAGGAGCCCACAACUCCUGCACCAGAGGAGACAACCCCAGAGGAGCCCACAACCCCUGCACCUGAGGAGACAACCCCUGCACCUGAGGAGCCCACAACCCCUGCACCAGAGGAGACAACUCCAGAGGAGCCCACAACCCCUGCACCAGAGGAGACAACCCCAGAGGAGCCCACAACCCCUGCACCAGAGGAGACAACCCCAGAGGAGCCCACAACCCCUGCACCAGAGGAGACAACCCCCACACCUGAGGAGCCCACAACCCCCACACCAGAGGAGCCCACAACCCCUGCACCACAGGAGCCCACAACUCCUUCAGCAGAGGAGACAACCCCUGCACCAGAGGAGACAACCCCAGAGGAGCCCACAACCCCUGCGCCAGAGGAGCAUACAACCCCCACACCUGAGGAGCCCACAACUCCCACACCCGAGGAGCCCACAACCCCUGCACCAGAGGAGACAACCCCAGAGGAGCCCACAACCCCAGAGGAGCAUACAACCCCCGCACCAGAGGAGACAACCCCAACCCCUGCACCAGAGGAGACAACCCCAACCCCUGCACCAGAGGAGACAACAUCAGAGGAGUCCACAACCCCUGCACAAGAGGAGACAACCCCUGCACCUGAGGAGACAACCCCCACACCUGAGGAGCCCACAACCCCUUCAGCAGAGGAGACAACCCCAGAGGAGCCCACAACCCCUGCACCAGAGGAGACAACCCCUGCACCUGAGGAGCCCACAACCCCUGCACCAGAGGAAACAACCCCUGCACCUGAGGAGCCCACAACCCCUGCACCAGAGGAGACAACCCCAGAGGAGCCCACAACCCCCACACCAGAGGAGACAACUCCUGCACCUGAAGAGCCCACAACCCCUGCACCAGAGGAAACAACCCCUGCACCUGAGGAGCCCACAACCCCUUCAGCAGAGGAGACAACCCCAGAGGAGCCCACAACCCCUGCACCAGAGGAAACAACCCCUGCACCUGAGGAGCCCACAACCCCUUCAGCAGAGGAGACAACCCCAGAGGAGCCCACAACCCCUUCAGCAGAGGAGACAACCCCAGAGGAGCCCACAACCCCUGCACCUGAGGAGACAACCCCAGAGGAGCCCACAACUCCUGCACCAGAGGAAACAACCCCUGCACCUGAGGAGACAAUUCCGGAGGAGCCCACAUCCCCUAAACAAGAGGAAACAACCCCUAAACCAGAGGAGACAACCCCCACACCAGAGGGGCCCACAACCGCUGCACCCAAGGAGACAACCUCAGAGGAGACAACACCAAAGGAGCCCAUAACUCCUAAACCAGAGGAGCAAACAACCCCCAAACCAGAGGAGACUACUCCUAAAGAACCAACGACCUUGGCAGACUCUCCCACCGUCACUAACCCUGAAGAGACAACCCCAGAGGAGCCAACAAUAACCAAACCUGAAGAGACAACCUCAGAAGAGCUGACCACCAUGGCAGACUCUCCUACCACCCCCAAACCUGAAGACACAACUCCAGAGGAACCUACAACCAAGGCAGACUCUCCUACCACUCCCAAAUCUGAAGAAACAACCACAGAAGAAACUACAACCAAGGCAGACUCUCCCACCACCCCUACAGCAGAGGAUGCUGACUCUCCCACCAGCCCUGCAGCUCCUGAGGCCAAUACCACUGCCAGUAAAGCCACAGCUUCUCCAGGCAAUGCUGCAGCCACAACAGUUGGGAAGGACUCCUCCACACUUGAAGCGGGCAUGAUAUUUUCAGAUUCCGCAAUGGAGAGCAAGGAGACAACAACACCCAAGAAAGACAGAACUACUCUGCUUAAAGAUAUUUUCACAGCUGCAACUGGGAAAGACACAGUCACUGUAGCUACGGUGACAACAGUUAAACCAGGUGAUUCUCCUAAAGGUAUGGAUGACAUUCCAAACACAUCUCCUAUGGCUGAGCAACCUGUCACUACAGUAGCUGAAUCAGAAACAACUUCUAUAGACACCAAGACUGCAACAACAGCAGCCACAGCUCCCUUGCCUGAUCCCACUGUGCUGGUAACAACCAUCAAAGAAGAUUCAACAAUUCAACCCAGUGAGGCUGUAACACCAAAUGGAAAAGAGACAGCUACAGACACUGAGCAGGCUGGGCCAGCAGCAGACAAAGAGAGCCCAGGUGCUGCUUGUGUUAUUGUGGAGAUGACAACAGCUGGUAAAAAAGAGGUAACAACCAUCAAAGAAAUCGAUACCACACCUGAAAAACAAAUGGAAGAUGUCACUGAAAAGGCCCCUGGUAUUGUCAAAGAAGAGGUAACUACAGUUACCAAAGAAACCACAACAAGGGAUAAAAAAGAUACAAUAGAAGAAAUGUAUCUUGUGUCUAAUGGGACAUCCAAGCCAACAAUACAUUUCCAGGAGAUCACUGAGGCCAGAGAAGAGCCUCACCCAACUGAACCUGAAAUUCUGCCAGCCAAAGAAGAGCCUGAGAUAAACAAGCCUUUAAUACAAGUUGGGGAGCUGCCAAUGUUCCCUGGAGUGACACAAGAGAGGAAGAACGACGAGAAGGACCUGUGCAGUGGCAAGCCAGCGGACGGCAUGGUGGCCCUGCCCAAUGGCACCCUGGCCGUCUUCCGAGGUCACUAUUACUGGCUGCUGAACGGCCGGACCCCGCCGACCACCAACCCCCGCCGGAUCAGUGACGGCUGGGGCAUCCCCUCGCCCAUUGACUCUGUCUUCUCCAGGUGCAACUGCGAUGGGAAAACCUUCUUCAUCAAGGGUCCCCUGUACUGGCGCUUCACUAAUGGUGUUAUGGAUGCAGGCUAUCCCAAACCUCUUGCAACUGGAUUUGCAGGGUUAAGUGGGAGAAUAGUAGCAACCCUCCCUGUGGCAAGAUACAACAACAGACCAGAAUCUGUUUAUUUUAUCAAAAGAGAUGGGAACAUGCAGCAGUACGUGUACAGACAAGAACCAGCCAAGAAGUGUCAAAGAAGAGCCAGGGUCACCAUCAGAUACCCAGCCUUUGUCCCCAGAGUCGUCAUCCGGCGACGCUUCCAGCGUGCUGUGCAAAUGCCGACCGUCAUCCGCACCGUCAGGAUCAAUCCCCACCCCUCUGGAGUUCUGCGCAAGGAAAUCCAAAUGACGACGUACUGGAGAGGGCUCCCCAAAGUUAUCCACUCAACUCUCUCUGUGCCCAACCAGAACAAGCCCGAUGGCUACGAUUACUAUGCCUUCUCCUACAAUCGGUACUACAGUUUGGAUAUUGGCAAAAGAAUAGCACGACCUGUUACUGCUCUCACAGGAAAGACUGUAUCCAAAGACUGGUACAACUGUCCCAGCAAGUGAUGUGCAGCAGAGGAGUUUAAAACAAGAUGCCAUUU
Molecule: messenger RNA, 5121 nt
Organism: Hirundo rustica (Barn swallow)
Lineage: Eukaryota; Metazoa; Chordata; Aves; Passeriformes; Hirundinidae
Gene: PRG4
Product: proteoglycan 4
Exons: 12
Coding region: 65-5086 (1673 amino acids)
Biological process (GO): immune response
Molecular function (GO): scavenger receptor activity; polysaccharide binding
Source: RefSeq, a predicted model, not a curated record